AUGAAGGCGAGCCCCGUGGCGAGCGCCGCGGCGGCGGCGGGGCCGGGGCAGGCGGCGGGGGACCCGCGGGGGCGCCGCGGGCCCGAUGCGCGCUGGCGGGAGAAGGGCGAAGCGGAGGCGGAGCGGCAGCGCACCCGGGAGCGGCUGGAGGCCACGCUGGCCGGGCUGGGCGAGCUGGAGUACCUGCGGCAGCGGCAGGAGCUGCUGGUGAAGAGCCUCCUGCUGCGGCGGCCGGCGGGAGCGGGGCCCGGGGCGCAGGGCGGCCGCGGAGAGCCGCCGGGAGAGGGGCCGCCGCCGCGCAGCCUGGAGGAGAAGUUCCUGGAGGAGAACAUCCUCCUCCUGCGGAGGCAGCUGAACUGCUUGAGGAGGAGGGAUGCUGGGUUAUUAAAUCAGUUGCAAGAGCUGGAUAAGCAAAUAAGUGAUCUCCGCCUGGACGUGGAGAAAACGACAGAUGAACACCUGGAGACAGACAGUCGUCCAAGUUCAGGGUUUUAUGAGCUGAGUGAUGGAGCUUCUGGAUCGCUUUCCAAUUCAUCUAACUCUGUCUUCAGUGAGUGUUUAUCCAGUUGCCAUUCUAGCACUUGCUUUUGCAGCCCUUUGGAGGCAACACUGAAUAUCUCAGAUGGACGCCCUAAAUCUGCAGAUCUCAUAGGCUGGAUGGACUAUAAUAAGGAAGGCCAGCAUGAGGACCAGACCGCAGGCUCUGUCUGUCGCUCUUUAUCCACACCGCACUCAAAUUCCCUCGAUGUCGUUGCAGAUGUUCAUCCCAAGUACCAGUGCGAUCUGGUGUCUAAAAACGGGAACGACAUCUACCGCUACCCCAGCCCGCUCCACGCUGUGGCUGUGCAGAGCCCCAUGUUCCUCCUCCCCAUGACUGAGAACCCCCAGCGAGAAGAGGAGAGGCUCGCUUGCGAUCUGAGCGACGUUUGCACCCCAUCCGAAACGGACUCAGGACAAUCCGCCAGCGCCUUCCCCCCGCAGAGCUCCUGGCCGGCUCCGUGCCCUUCCACCAGCAAGAGGAUAGACAGCUACAUCUUAAGCCUGGUUCAGAAAAAGACUCACGCAGUAAGGACUAACAAACCCCGGACGAGUCUCAACGCCGAUGCCACCAAAGGGAUCUUGAGGCAUGGGAGCAUGUGCGUCCGGCAGCCGGCAGCAAUGGUGGCCCACGGCAACGUGGUGAACCUGAAGAGCUCCAAGCCAGUGUGUUUGCCUCCCGGUGGGGCUCCCGCUCCGGACCACACGGCUCCCUCCCCGUUAAAGCAGAGGCCAAGGGAGCCCACUGGGGAGCAGCUGGAGAGCAGGAAGGCCCCUUUGCCAGCAGCUUUCCCACCUGGCACAACAACGGAGCUCCAGAGCAAGCACCUGCCACGGGGCGCCAAACCGGCACCGCCGGAGCUGGGCCGCAACACCGCGGGCACGGCCGGGGAUGGCCCCAAGGAGAACGGCCAGCUCUUUGCUGCAUCUCCCAAAGACACCCCAGGGAAGCCGGUGGUGCUGCAGCCAGAGAACAGGGUCAGCCAGCCUCCCAAAAAGAUCCUGUUGAAGAGCAGCUUGCAGGCCGCUCGCUCCUCGUCACCAGCUGUGGAGGAGAGGCCUGCGCUGGAUUUCAAAAGCGAGGGCUCUUCCUCACAGAGCCUGGAUGAUGGGCUGCUGGUGAACGCCCAGUACAUCCCGGCCCAGCAGCAAAGCAUGAAGCUUCACAAAGGCACCCGCAACGUCAAGAUUUUGAAAAGCUCUGCGUUGAAACACCGGUCCCACCUUGCCAACGGGGUGGAAAACAGCUCACAGACCUUGAGGGAGAAAGCCAAACUGGUCGGCAAGAAGUGCCGCUUCCCUGAGGAGUUGGAUACAAAUAAGAAACUGAAAAAGCCCUCGUCGCGGGGGAAGAGAGGCGGUGGCCUGCCGCUGGAGCCGAGCCUCCCGGGCCGGCAGGCUGGCCUGCACAGAUCUGCCCUCCGCUCCCAUGGGCACGGCCGGGAGGUCGUGGUGGCCAAGCCCAAGCACAAGCGUGCCGACUACCGCCGCUGGAAGUCCUCGGCAGAGAUCUCCUAUGAGGAGGCCCUGCGGAGGGCGAGGAGGAACCGGCGGGAGGGCGUGGGGGUCUACUCACAGGUGCCCCUGCCCUACGUCAGCCCCUACGCCUACGUGGCCAGCGACUCGGAGUACUCGGCCGAGUGCGAGUCCUUGUUCCACUCCACCGUGGUGGACACAAGUGAGGACGAGCAGAGCAACUACACCACGAACUGCUUUGGAGACAGCGAGUCAAGCCUGAGCGAGGUGGAGUUUGUAGGGGAAAGCACGACCACCAGCGACUCUGAUGAGAGCGGGGGCCUGAUUUGGUCCCAGUUUGUCCAGACGCUCCCCAUCCAAACAGUCACAGCGCCGGAGCUGCAUGAAAAUGCAGCCAAGGCCUUUGUCAAAAUCAAAGCCUCCCAUAACCUCAAGAAGAAGAUCCUCCGCUUUCGGUCAGGCUCCCUCAAGCUCAUGACGACCGUCUAGUGAGGUGACUUGGUGGAAUGUAUCUGCUUCUGCUUUUGGAAGCAAGGUGCUUUUUUUUUGUACAUAUUUCAACAGAUUUUUUUUUUUAAUACAAAUAUUUAAAACUUAAGGUAAAUUAUGUCACUUGUCUUCAGAACUUGGGUGGAUACUAGUGCCUUUUAUGUGGAAAUAAAAGACCGUUACACUUGUU
This is a messenger RNA of Camarhynchus parvulus, 2692 nucleotides long. RefSeq names its product dishevelled binding antagonist of beta catenin 1 (gene DACT1). Lineage: Eukaryota; Metazoa; Chordata; Aves; Passeriformes; Thraupidae. Gene Ontology annotation, biological process: negative regulation of canonical Wnt signaling pathway; regulation of Wnt signaling pathway, planar cell polarity pathway; negative regulation of JNK cascade. The record is from RefSeq and is a predicted model, not a curated record. Gene Ontology annotation, cellular component: cytoplasm.